Myxocyprinus asiaticus (Chinese sucker) is the source of this 1475-nucleotide messenger RNA. RefSeq names its product CD247 molecule (gene cd247). The record is from RefSeq and is a predicted model, not a curated record. Gene Ontology annotation, biological process: cell surface receptor signaling pathway. Gene Ontology annotation, cellular component: membrane. The coding region runs from base 95 to 574 and encodes 159 amino acids. NCBI's taxonomy places the organism in Eukaryota, Metazoa, Chordata, Actinopteri, Cypriniformes, Catostomidae. Gene Ontology annotation, molecular function: transmembrane signaling receptor activity. The transcript is spliced from 8 exons.
GUGUCACUGACACAGCAGCAGCAUCUGGAGUGAAUCCUGCGACGUGUGUGUUUGUGAGAGAGCUCGUCCAGGUGACGUCCAUCCACAGACACUGAUGAUGAUGAUGAUGAUGAUGAUGAUGAUGAUGAAGGGGACCGCCGCUGUCUUCAUGCUGCUCUCAGUGGCACCUGUGACAGAUGCAUCUGUCGUGUCACUGUAUGAUCCCUCAUUCUGCUACAUCCUGGACGGGUUUCUGCUCAUCUACGGCAUCAUCAUCACCGCCUUCUUUGUGCGCGAGCGGUUCAUCAUAAAGAAAAACAAAGCUGAUAAAAAUUCACUGUACGAGCCGAUUAAUAAGAGCAACCGAUCAGAAUAUGACACGAUGAAUGUGAGAGAUGCUGAAGGAGGUCGUGCUGGUCGCCGGCGAGGAGACGACACAUAUACGCCUCUGAAGAGACAGACGGACGACACGUACCGCGAGAUUGAAACCAAACCAGACCGUCGCCGUGGUGAUCAGGUGUAUCAGGGUUUGAGUUCAAUGACUAAAGACACGUAUGAUUCUCUGCACAUGCAGCAGCUUCACCCGCCACGCUAAAACAAUCUCGCAUCACCCUCAGUCAUCUAUACAGUCCACUUGAUCAAUCAGAUAUUUCAUAUCUGUACUGUACGCUUUUACAGAUUCAGAUGUGCAGCGACACAUUCAGUGUGAUUACAGUAUUUACUGUUAUUAAAGGUUUUCUUUUAGAAGUAUACAUGUAUCCAUCAGAACAACAACAACUUAAUACUUCUGUGAAUCUCAUGAUGACACGAUCAGCUGAUUUCACUAGAAAGAAAAGAUACUUCUCCAGACUCAUUAAUCAUUGGUUCAUCUUCAUUUGAUCAGUUAAUGCAUUAUAACACAUGAAUUUACAAUGAACGUUUAUUAGUCAAUGUUGUUAGAACAUAUAGUUCAUUGUUAGUUCAUGAUAUAUAAUGAUUUACUAAUGGUAAUAUAUAUAUGCAGUAUAUUGCAUGAAUCAAAUGAAGGGUGUUCUUAGACUUUAAUAUUAUUUGCAUCGUGACGUUACUGUAAUAUAUUAUUUUACUUCUGAGUUUGUAAUUCUCAUGAUUGUUAACAGUGAUUAUGAAAGUACAACACAUAUGAUCAUGAGCUACAAAUGCAGUUGAAAUAUGUCACUGUUUUCACAGGACACAAAAUCUCAUUUGUUUUUGUAUUUCAAUUUUGUGGUGAAAUUCGAGCUGGACGUGUUUUCACGAGAUUCACUGAUGAAUCAAAUGAAUCAAAUGAGUGUUCGAUCAGGAAUCAUUCAGUGUCAUUCAUCUGAUGUGACUAAAUGUUUUCUAAUUAAUCUUUACAAUCAUAUUUUUCUAUUGUUUUUAUAGUCUAAUACUGCAUUUCAUCUUUCAAACUGAGAAUUUCAUUGUAUUUUAUGUCGUUGUGAAAUCGUUGUGUAGUUCUGUCUUAUCAGCUUAUUAAAAUGAUUUUUGUUCAUUAA